Messenger RNA from Neocloeon triangulifer, 3057 nucleotides. RefSeq lists its product as uncharacterized. Bases 379 to 1977 code for a protein of 532 amino acids. The transcript has 8 exons. NCBI's taxonomy places the organism in Eukaryota, Metazoa, Arthropoda, Insecta, Ephemeroptera, Baetidae. The record is from RefSeq and is a predicted model, not a curated record.
UUCUGAACGCUUCGAUCUCCCCAGUUUUAUACCUUAUUCCCCUUAGAUCUUCGUUUUUUCGCUCAGUUGCCUUUGCCUGUUGCCUCAGCAGGCUCAGGACUCGGCAGCCUCGCCUCAAAUUUGGAGGUUCUGUAUUUCUUCGGAUGUCACACACACACACGAAAGUAUUGGAGUAUUUCAUUCCCUUUGUUCUGACCUUUGCUUGACACGAGACCACGCCAGACGUUAGGACUUGAUUCCUGCUUGAUUUCAGCUGAUUUUCAAGGUUUUUAAUGACGAAGAGAUAAUGGGUCCUAUGCAUGAGAAGAUUUGAAAUGCAAAUCUGUUGAUCGCAUUAUUCAUUUUGAGACCACAGCUUAGAAGGAGCUUGAGUAAACAAUGGCUUCCCCAUUGUCGCAAAUUAUUGAUAUUUAUGAUUACAGUUUGGCGGUGAAGCAAUGCAGCAAGGAGGUGGUGAGAGCGGCGUACAACCUGGAGACCCGUAGACAUAACCUGGUGCCCUUGCGUGAGUUGGCCAUGCGCACCGUAGUCACCUUCAUGCUGGAGAGGUUCAAACCAGCUCCUACUCUGAUUGAUAGACUGCCAAAACGCCUGAAGUCUGAGGUCCUCGAGGAAGUUACAAAUGUGGUUUCUGAUUCUCACAGGGAAGACUUGCUGCUGGACUUGAGCACCGUCAAGCAACUCAUCACUUCCGACCUGCAGAAAUUCAACUUCAUUACGGUCUUCAAAAAAGACUGGGACGAAAUUUGGAAACACUUGACCUCAUCUGCUCCCAACCUCAAAAGCAUUUCUGACUCUCAUCAGAAAAGGUGGCAUUUUGGGAGGGAUCAUCAUGAGCCAAAACCUGCAGAGCCCAUUCUCCAGUACUUGAUCAAGUUCGUCAAGCUAAUUGAACUCAAACUGACCACAUUCCAGUUUUCAGAUGAGGACAUUCGUAAGCUGAGCAAAAGUUGCACUAAUCUGAAAAGCAUCAAUUUGAAUAUGAGCAGCGAGCUAACCUCCGAAGGACUGUACUACCUCUCCAGCCUGCCUCUUCUGGAAAAGGUCGAAUUUGGGCCACAUUAUUCUUUUGAGUUAUUCCCAGAGCGCUCAGCCAAUCCUCAAAAAGCCUUUGAGAUGCUUCCAAACCUCAAGAUAAUCACUGACUUGAGCAUGAAAGCAGGUGAAUAUACGAGGCUAUACAUUCCAAGAAACCCUCAGCGCCCUUUCAAUUUGCAAAAGCUUGGCUAUGUUGACGGAUAUCUUGAGAAGAUUCCGAGCCACCUGCGUGAAUUGAAAGAGAUGCGCUGCAGCAAUGACUUGGCUCUAGAGGUUUAUGACCAAUUACCGCUCCUGCAAGCUCUGGACUCACCCACGUUUCCUAAAGAUUUUGCCACCCUGCAACUGAUCGGCUCCAGACUAGUCGAGAUCACGUCACACGAUUCGUUCCAGGGCACCAUUGAUGUGCGUCAAGUAUUGCGCUUGUGCCCUAACCUGGAGAAGCUGCACCUGUACGCAUCGUUUAUCAUGGACGACCAGAAAUACUGUUUUGACCCUGUCCAUCUGAAGUUGAAGGACCUGAAAAUGACUCAAUCCUUUGAUGUUAACAUAGACAUCCCAUUUUUCUGGGACCUGCUGCUGGCGCCCAACCUGCACUCCGUCUGUCUCAAAAGGUUCAUCUUCACGGAGCCUCGAGCCCUCCUUGACUCGGCUGAUCCCUUCCUGCUAAAAUUGGCCAACCUUGAUAUCCUAUUUGGUUUUGAGUGGCCCGUUGAUGAGAUCAAGAACAAAAUGUUGGACUUGCACAAUGAGUGGGUCUUGGGUCUGAUCAAGAACUGCCCCAAACUUCAAACUCUCUAUUGCUCAAUUGCUGCUUUUGGCUCGAUGGGAUUUAAUGGUAUUAUCAUUUUAAGUGUGGCAAAUGUGUCUAAAUUUUCACCCAUGUCACCAACAUGGAAAGUAGCCCGAAGAUGUGAGCUAGAUGAAGAUUCUGAAUAAGAGUGUUAUCUGAUGCAAGAAAUAAUUAAGCCAUGGGGAAAAGUUGAGAACCUUUCGUGGAUUAUUGUUUAUUUAGAGCUAUGGCGUUUUUUAAAACAAAAUUACAAAAGAAAAUUAAAUUAAUUACCAAAAUUAACGCACAACAUUUUUACCAACAGAAAAUCAAUAACGCCUCAGUUUUUUAUUUAUCAUUUUCAAGCUACUGAAAAUAAUUUUGCAUGUAAUUAAUCUGCUUUAUUAUUGUUUUGGUGUUACAUGGUGUACAAAUAUCUGUACCAAACGUUGAUCAAAACGUUCCAAUGCAAUCCAGAAAUCCAAUUAAAAGUUUGCAAACAAAACAUCCUCGCCUCGCACAGAAUGUUCCCAUCUCGUCGGAAAACUUUUAGGUUUGUUGAAAUCAAAAUAACUAAUAAUCUAAUAAAGCUCCUCCUGCGACUGCUGCAGAGAAACAACUUGCUCUUGUUUGCAUGCAAAUUAUAUAGCAACUGAAAACUCUGCUUAUAUCAAAAUAAAUGAGGACCGCGCUUUUGAGUCAAACUCUGCGAAACAAAUCAAUAACAGAUUAAUCUGGUUCAAAUUAUAAUCCAAUGCAAUCGUUAGGACAAAAUUUAUUUGUAAUAAAUUUAAUUGACACGCGACACUACUCAAAGAGUAAUGUCAACCUAUCCCAUUUCAAAAGCAGCAAGACUCGCAAGGGAAAUCACGGCGGCAACAUGAUACUUUUUUGCGCAUUUUAUUCGGACGUGGCGCAUUUUUCUAACAAGCGCUGUUGUUUGGGUCGGCGUUGCUGAAAUCCGAUUUGCCUUGUAGUGAGUAAUGAGCUGUCUGUUGAAUAAAUUUUUAUUUAUUUACUGUCGACAAGAGGAAAAUCAAUGCCUGAUGCAAAUCACUGACGCAGAGAAAAAGAUUUCUUUCAAAAUGUAGUACACGCUCCUUGAAAAAGUGUUAUAAAAAAAAUUAUAAUCCAAUUAAAAAUAGUAGUCAUAAUUAUUAUUUAAGCAACUUCUGAGAAAUUCGUUUAAAAUGUUCACUUUUUCAAUGAAAAAAUAAAAUACACUCUUGUGUUCUGAAUUAAAAACA